GACCAGAGGGGAGGCGCAUCGCCGGAGACCCGCUCAAACCCUCUCCUGACACAGACAGACGGACGGACGGAGGCAGGAGGCAUAUGCUGAAGCAAACAGUUGUGCGCUCGCUCUCCGAUGUGAGCCGAUUUCAGAAGAAAAAAAACGCAACUUUUUGGUUGCAAGACCCGCGGAGUUCAAUUCCAAGACGGUGGAUCCGUUUGUUUUCUUCUGUUAUGCGAGUGGAUUUUCUUUGGAAGGAAUAACGUUUUUAUUUGAAUACAAACGAUAAUUAUUUGAUAUUUUUUUUAGCCCGUUAUAUCGAGCUGCAGUGAACCCCGGAAGAGUUGAUAAGGACAGUCAGGAUGUCCCAUAUCUCCGUCAACGACCACCUGGAGGGGAUCUUAUCAGACUUCGAAGCUUUAAAAAGAUCCUUCGACGUCGACGAUGUGGACGAGCUCCCUCCCUUCUCCCCCUCCUCCCCCGUUCCCUCCCCCCUCUCCUCCACCUCCCUCCUCAACAAGACCAACGAGGGUCGAGGGUUCCCCACCUCCAACCACGGCUCCCCUGCCUUCCGUUCCCGGAUCAGCCUUGGUACCAACCCCAGCCCUGCCCAGAGCCCUGUGUUCAAGUCCCGCAUGGUCUCCAGUCUCUCCUUCAACAGAGCCAUGAACAGACCCGCCAUCAACAACAAUGGAGGGAGCUCCGGAGGCAUCACCAGGGCCUCUUCCUUCCAGAACAAGUUCAACCCUAAGGGUUUCUCCUCCUCUCUCUCUGGCCCAGGCAGUGAUAAUGAUAGUCUCCAUAGCUCCUCUUCUAGUCUGGAGUAUUCCAUCCAGGGAGGUGGAGGAGAAGGAGGAGGAGGGGUACCUCCAGGCAAGCCAGGGUCUCUGUCCUACUCCACUAGCCCACAGAUGGAGCAGCGUCCUGGGCAGCAGCGUGGCGUGGGCCUGGGGAUGGGGAAGAAGUUCUCUUCCCAUGGGAGUGUGUUUCACUCUGAGCUAGAGGGGCCUAUGGGGCUGGGAGCUCCAGAGCCCAGGGGGGUCAGCCACGGAUCCAUGCCCAGUCUGGACCUCCAGAUCGGGGAAGGAGGAGGCGGGGUGCGGGGGGCUGGAGGUGGAGGGGUGAGGUAUGGCAACGCCAAUGUGGGUUUGAAUGGCGGAUCCCAGCGGCAUUAUAACACCAGUCCCUUUGGGAAGGAAGGAUGCUACUCUCCCAAUCAGAACCACAACAGCUACCAGGCCCCGCCCAAACCCAAAGAGACCCAGCGUCUCAACAAGUUCCCCCUGGAUCUAGACAGUCUGGUGGGGGUGAAGACGCCCCAGCCCAGCCCCCAUCCUUCCCCCUCGUCUGACCCCCCUAAACCUCCACCCAGAGCACACUAUCCCAGCAGCCUCUCUGUCUCAGCUAGCCCAUCCCUCAGCAGUCUGGACAGCUCCGGUGGUGACCUCACUCCUCUUCCCGCCGCCAAACACCACGUCUCCUACAACAACAUCAACCCCUCCCUCCCCCGCUCUCCCCCACCUACCUCCCCCCCGGGGGCCAAGCCUGUCCCUAAGGUGAGCCAGUCCCCUGUCCCCCUGUCCCCCGCCCAGACCCCCCAGCUCAACCUGCUCUCCCCCAGACCUCAGGUAGGACACCUGGCCCCCUCCACCCCCCUGCCACUGGAGCACACCCAGCCACAGGAAAUGAUGUCAGAGAGAGAAAGCGUGGGUUCCAUCCUGCAGAGGAUCGCUUCCUUCUCCCGUCCCGACGCCAUGACGACCACCAGGGUUCCAAGCACCGCCAGUGUUCUGAGCGGGGUUGCCCUUAGCAACGGGGUGAAGAAGGAGAGCCCACCACCGAUGAUGAUGAUGCAUCAGGAGCGUGUUUCAUCACCUCUACCUGUGGCGGUCCAGAGACAGGGGCUAAAGAGAGUGCAAGGUAAGCAUUUUAAAAUUACAGUUACGGACCCAAUGCUCUUAACCGCCAGGUUACCUGCCGACCACGUAGUUCAUUAACUAACGAUUUCAUAGGAAUGUUCCCAUGGUGUGCAAGGAAUGUUUGCAAGAGACCGUUCCCUAAAUGUCAAAUAGAACUGACCCAGAACUUAAGAUUCUAAAUGUUCCAGACACAUCUCCAUUAUGAUGUAUAUCUCCUUAAAGCAGACUGGAACACAUCUCCAUUAUGAUGUAUAUCUCCUUAAAGCAGACUGGAACACAUCUCCAUUAUGAUGUAUAUCUCCUUAAAUCAGACUGGAACACAUCUCCAUUAUGAUGUAUAUCUCCUUAAAGCAGACUGGAACACAUCUCCAUUAUGAUGUAUAUCUCCUUAAAGCAGACUAGAACACAUCUCCAUUAUGAUGUAUAUCUCCUUAAAGCAGACUGGAACACAUCUCCAUUAUGAUGUAUAUCUCCUUAAAGCAGACUGGAACACAUCUCCAUUAUGAUGUAUAUCUCCUUAAAGCAGACUGGAACACAUCUCCAUUAUGAUGUAUAUCUCCUUAAAGCAGACUGGAACACAUCUCCAUUAUGAUGUAUAUCUCCUUAAAGCAGACUGGAACACAUCUCCAUUAUGAUGUAUAUCUCCUUAAAGCAGACUGGAACACAUCUCCAUUAUGAUGUAUAUCUCCUUAAAGCAGACUGGAACACAUCUCCAUUAUGAUGUAUAUCUCCUUAAAGCAGACUGGAACACAUCUCCAUUGUGAUGUAUAUCUCCUUAAUGCAGACUGGAACACAUCUCCAUCCAUGAAUUCUCAUUUGAGGACUGUAUUGUAGAUUGGAGGUCCAGGUCUUGUUGUGUUGUACUCGUGUCAUUCUAUAAGGACCAGGUCUUGUUGUGUUGUACUCGUGUCAUACUAUGAGGUCCAGGUCUUGUUGUGUUGUACUCGUGUCAUACUAUGAGGUCCAGGUCUUGUUGUGUUGUACUCGUGUCAUACUAUGAGGUCCAGGUCUUGUUGUGUUGUACUCGUGUCAUACUAUAAGGACCAGGUCUUGUUGUGUUGUACUCAUGUCAUACUAUGAGGACCAGGUCUUGUUGUGUUGUACUCGUGUCAUACUAUAAGGACCAGGUCUUGUUGUGUUGUACUCAUGUCAAACUAUGAGGUCCAGAUCUUGUUGUGUUGUACUCGUGUCAUACUAUGAGGUACAGGUCUUGUUGUGUUGUACUCGUGUCAUACUACGAGGUCCAGAUCUUGUUGUGUUGUACUCGUGUCAUACUAUAAGGACCAGGUCUUGUUGUGUUGUACUCGUGUCAUACUACAAGGUCCAGGUCUUGUUGUGUUGUACUCGUGUCAUACUAUAAGGUCCAGGUCUUGUUGUGUUGUACUCGUGUCAUACUAUGAGGUCCAGAUCUUGUUGUGUUGUACUGGUGUCAUACUAUAAUAAGGUCCAGGUCUUGUUGUGUUGUACACGUGUCAGACUAUAAGGUCCAGGUCUUGUUGUGUUGUACUCGUGUCAUACUAUUAGGUCCAGGUCUUGUUGUGUUGUACUCGUGUCAUACUAUAAGGACCAGGUCUUGUUGUGUUGUACUCAUGUCAUACUAUGAGGUCCAGGUCUUGUUGUGUUGUACUCGUGUCAUACUAUAAGGACCAGGUCUUAAUGUGUUGUACUCGUGUCAUAAUAUGAGGUCCAGGUCUUGUUGUGUUGUACUCGUGUCAUACUAUGAGGCCCGGGUCUUGUUGUGUUGUACUCGUGUCAUACUAUGAGGUCCAGAUCUUGUUGUGUUGUACUCGUGUCAUACUAUAAAGACCAGGUCUUGUUGUGUUGUACUCGUGUCAUACUAUGAGGUCCAGAUCUUGUUAUGUUGUACUCGUGUCAUACUAUAAGGACCAGGUCUUGUUGUGUUGUACUCGUGUCAUACUAUGAGGUCCAGGUCUUGUUGUGUUGUACUCGUGUCAUACUAUGAGGUCCAGAUCUUGUUGUGUUGUACUCGUGUCAUACUAUAAGGACCAGGUCUUGUUGUGUUGUACUCGUGUCAUACUAUGAGGUCCAGGUCUUGUUGUGUUGUACUUGUGUCAUACUAUGAGGACCAGGUCUCAAUGGCACAGGAGGUAGUGCUCUGUCCUGUAUGUGUAGAGUUACUGGUUCAUGUCCCUCUCAGCUGGUCCGUCUCCAUCACUAGUAUCUGUUGUUGGCCCAGAGGACACAGAACACAGCUGGACGGUCAGUGGUGCUGCUAAUAGUCUGGAAACUCUGAGCCAAAUCAAAACAGGCUCCGUCUGGAAAGUAUGUGGCAGCUCCAAUACACCCACUACAUAACAUGAUGAUUCUGAUAGAACACUGUCGGGUUCCGCCGGACUGCUGGUUCUGGUCUCACCCACUACAUAACAUGAUGAUUCUGAUAGAACACUGUCGGGUUCCGCCGGACUGAUGGUUCUGCUCUCACCCACUACAUAACAUGGAUGAUUCUGAUAGAACACUGUCGGGUUCCGCCGGACUGCUGGUUCUGCUCUCACUAAUACACAGUGGUCACAGCCUCCCCUCAUGGAACAACAACAUCCUCUGUUUAGACAGACCAUCAUGUUGAAGAGUCCUUUUCCACAUGGAACAUGAUAUCUCUCCUCUUCCCCCCCUUUUUCCUCUCCUCUUCCUCCCCUCUCUUCUCUCCUCUGUUUCCCCUCUCUCCUCUCCUC
Messenger RNA from Oncorhynchus kisutch (coho salmon), 4591 nucleotides. Its product is annotated as decreased expression in renal and prostate cancer protein. Bases 345 to 1979 code for a protein of 544 amino acids. The transcript has 2 exons. Lineage: Eukaryota; Metazoa; Chordata; Actinopteri; Salmoniformes; Salmonidae. The record is from RefSeq and is a predicted model, not a curated record.